UUUGCACUCUGGGAUAUGUAGUGUAAAGUCCUGCCGCGGUCCCCCGAUCUGCGCAGCGGCCAGCUACGCAACGGGACUACAACGCCCAGCAUGCCGCGCAUCUGCUAGGAGCCGCUGGAGCAGCGGGGUAAGAUGGCGGCCGCUGGAGGGAUGGGGAAGCUCCUUUUGUUGUAGAGCCGGGGAAUUCCUGUAACUCGCCCCUAGCCGACCUAGGCCGCCCCCAGCGAGACCGACAUCCAGUGCCUGGCGCCGGCGUGACUCGGCGCAGGCUCCAGGUUGCAGUAAUGGCAGAAGAUCAUCAGAAACCUAACCCCAGAAAGCAAGAUGGUGAUGAGGAGGUAACACUGAGAUCAGAGGAUGAAAGCGAGGACUGCACCAGUAUCUCCGAACAUGAUCCAUCAGAAGCGUUGUGCCUAGAACACAUCAUUCUGAAAGCUUUGCAGCAAGUGGCGAGUGAAAGGAAGAAGACACUGUACAGAGUUACAGACCUAAAAUCGAAGUGUCCUAAGCCAAAAAAGACGUGUAAGAAGAAAGCGGGGAAGAGGCCUGCAGACUUAGAAGAGCCAAGAUUCCUCUGUGUGGAGAAUGAGAAUUCUAUUCCUGAAACAACACCAAGUCUGUCGUCUGGUCUGGAGAGUGCACUAGAAUAUAUGGAGAAGACCUAUAGUACAAUCACACCAUGGUCUCGUCUCUGCUCCUUUGUAGAAGAUCAUUUAGAUUUUGGAGACAUGCCCGUGGAGGAUAUGGAAGAACUUGAACUUGUGGCAGAAGUUCAGGUUGGGGACAUUGGAGAGCUUUGCAGUGUGCAGUCAGGAAUGUACAGAAGAGACAGACACUGGAGAUUCCAGAAAUCAGCGUGCCUAAGUACCUCAGGGUUGCAGCUCACAGGAGGACAAUCAACAGUUCAUAACGACACAGUGUUUAGACCCUCAAGACUCGAGCGAUACCCGGGAUCUGCUUGUACUUUGAACAUAAAACCACAUACACCCAGGACACUGCACAGAACUCAAAUGAGCACAAAGUGUAGUGCAGUACAGAAGCCACAUGUUCACCACAAAGCUUCAGACAAAACUUUACUGCAGGCAAGUCCUUUAACAGCUACUGUAGUACCUGGACUUCCCUGGACUGCUAAAGGCCCAAUGGGUGCUUUUUCUAUCUCUAGGGUACAAGACGCCCUCUGCUUAGUCAGGACUAGUCUUAUAAAUGGCAGUGCUCAUUCUUUUAUUAAAAAUAAACCCGAUGGUUUAGUGUCCUAUGGACUGGCUUUGGGAAAUGGAACUGGGGUAUCGAGUGGUCAGCAAAGACCUCUUGGUGGAGAAGGCACCACAUCAAAUAACCAACAUUCGCAGCCUCCAGGUUCUUCAGAAAAAACAGAUUCAAGCUCCUCCUCUUCUUCCUAUUCCUCACAGAACCCUGUGCUUUCCACUGGCGGCAGUGGAGCACAGUCCAGUCGGUCACAGGACUUAGAUAUUUAUGACCCCUUUCACCCAACAGAUGAGGAGAAUGUGAAUGGAGAUUAUAUUUAUUCAGACUCCCCAGAGAAGGAAGCAGAUGAACAAGAAGAUCAAAAAUAUGAUCCGUUUGACCCCACCGGCUCGAAUCCUAGUUCUUCCGAGCGCAGCCCAUCUCCUUAUGAGGAUGAUGACGAUGAUGAAAUAGGGAGCGAAUCUCAUCCUGAAGGUCGGAUCUCCGAAGCUUUGGCUGGUAUCUAUGAUGAACACAGCUUGAGCCAAGAUUUCCCAGGCACUGAGAAAGCUAAUGAAAGCUUUAAACCUGGUGAAUCUGAUCAAAUUAAAGGGAUUGAAGAGCUUGAUAGCAAUAUUGAAUUUGACAGUAAUAAAACGGAACCAAGAACUUCCAAAGAUCUUUCAGAUUCUGCUUCUAAGGACAUUUCAAAGCUGGAUUUUGAACCGUAUAGUCCUAGCUCCAGCAUAGACCUGGAUACGACAGAUGAGGUUGAGGUAGAAGAAGUUUCUAGAGAAGUGUCUGAAGAAAAGUGUGUUAAAGAAGCACCGGUGGCUGAUUCAACACUAAACGAAGCUAGUACAUCAGAUGCAUCACCGGAGCCUAUAAGACGUGUCUUCACAGUAGAUGUUGGAAAGGACUAUAGUCGGAAAUCAGACUUUACAUCUGAAGCCGAUUCUAAGUCUAAAAUUGAGAUAAAAGUUUCCUUAGAGUCUAUAGCAAAACCAGACAUGAAAUCCUAUUUACGGUUAGAAAAAAUUGCCAAACUUGGAAGUGAGUCGAGAUCACGGCACAAGCGCAGACAUUCCUCUGAAAGGAGGGAUCGUGGUGAUGACUCGGAUCGCAAAUAUGAUUCUGAAAUUGAAGAAGGUGAGAUUGUCCAGCCCGAUGAAGAUUGUUUUAGCCCUUUGCCUUUGUUCCGGAGCCGGUGUCGUGUUAUGGAGAGGCCUCUUAGAAUAGUUGAAGGAGAUGACUUUCUUUCUUUGCAUGCAGAUUCGGAUGAGGAAGGAGCUUUACAGAUUGAUUUUGGAGAUAAUCAGAUGGAUAGCAGAUGGAAAGGAUUGGACUUGAGGCGGAAGAUCACAAACCAGCGAAGAGAGAGGUAUCGUAAAAAAUCUGAAUCCCCUGCAAAAUCAAAAAAACAUUCAAAAUCUCGUUCUCCUUCCAGCUCACAUAGUCGUAAAAAAUCUAAACGGGAACGAAAGAGGUCCAGGGAACGAAAGAAAUCAAAAGAACCACAGACCUCAACAACUACGUGGUCCAGUACAAAAAAACUGAAGGAUUAUAAGGACUACAAACGUUCUAGGUCUCGAUCUUACAAUAAGGAUAGUAAGAUUUCACGUUCCCAUUCUAGAGACCAUAGGAAAUCACGCUCUUGGUCUCCUUCAAUAAGUACCAGCUUAUCCGCUGUAGAGUCUUCUCGUACGUCUGCUGAAAGGAGAAAAAGCCGCAGAUCAAAAUCGCAGGAGAAGAGACCUCGCUGGUCACAUUCUGCCAGUACGGACCGGUCUCGAAAAGACAAACACAAGGAGAAACACCGGACAGAAGGGAAGAAAAAGAAGAAAAGAUCACGUUCUAAAUCCAGGGAAAGAGAACGAGACCGGAGGUCUUCACGGCACUCCAGUGAUAGAAGAGAGAAAGAGAAAACUAGACCAAGGCACUCUUUAGACGAACCUAAGGUAGAAAACCAAACACUGUUGGAGAGGAAGCGGCGAGACAGUAGGUCAGUAGUGCCUCCAUCAAUACAAGAUCUUAAUAAUGCAGAUCUUUUUACUAUUAAGAGAACUAUUACUGUGAAUCCAGAAGAGAAAUUGGAUCGGGAGGAAUUUGUUCGCAGUCCUGAGCUUUCUGGAAAAAGAGAAGUUCUUUAUGAUUCAGAAGGAUUAAGCUUUGAAACCUAUUCUGAUCGUGAAACUCUUGAUGAUAGGGAUGGAAAAUGUAACCGGGUAUUUGACCGGCAUAUUGGGAAGUCUGAUUCCAGCAAGAGAAGGAUGCCCAUUGAAUAUGAUACGAAGCGUCUAGAGGAAGAUAGAGAGAGUCGUCAGAAAAUCUCUAAAGAUCGUGAUAGAAAGAGAACUUACACAGAUGACUGCCGUGAGAGGUAUAAAAAGCGUUUUAAAGAUCCACCAGAACCAGAGGCCAUGAAGUUAGAUAGAGAUAAAAUUCGCUUAGAAAAAGAUAAGACUCCCAAAAAAUUUAAGGCAAGUCAUAAAGAUGGCAAAGGAAGCUCAACCAGGAAAGUUAAACUUCAGUCUAAAGUGGCUGUUUUGAUUCGUGAAGGUGUUAGUAGUACCACCUCUGUUAAAGAAGCUGGUUCAAUUGGGGUUAAAUUUAGCCGUGACCGAGAGAGCCGUUCCCCGUUCCUUAAAUCUGAAGAAAAGCUACCAGAUCCCAAGAUCAGUCGACCUAAACUUGAAAUUGAUAACUUAAAGGAGCCACUUCUAAGGCCUAAGAAGAUGAAAGGCUUAAAAACAAAGAUUGGUGUUAAGAAAAUAAAGCCUGCUGGGGCUACGGGGAUUCAUGUGAAACCCAAGGGGACACUGGAGAAGAAAAAGAAGAAGCUAAAAACAAAGGCCUCACUAAAGAAGUCUAAAGCAGAUAGCUGCAGUCAGGAGAUACUAAGCCCAAUUGAAGCCAAAGAUGAACCAAUAUGGUCUGAUACGGAGAAAACAGAGAUUAAAGUGAAACCGCCCAGCCCUCCCAAGCUAGCCAAUGAGCAGGAACUCACUCCUGAUUCACAAACUGUAGACAGUAGCUGCAAGACUCCAGAUGUGUCAUUCUUGCCCGAGGAACUUCCUCCAGACCCAGAGAGGAGUACUGACUUGGAAGUGGACAGCAUUUCUGAGCCUAAAGAAGAAACCCCCCGUCCUCUUCCUCCACCACCACCGCCUCCUGCACCAAUGUCAUGGAACCUCCAGUCAGGAGUUGACUGUGCCACAAGUGGUGUGUUAGCAUUGACUGCUCUGCUAUUCAAGAUGGAGGAAGCGAAUAUGGCAAGCCGAGCCAAGGCACAGGAGCUAAUCCAAGCUACUAACCAGAUCCUCAGUCAAAGCCAGCCUUCUACCUCAUUGGUUAGCCAACCUCCACCACCUAGCGUUUUAUCGUCUAUUGGCCAUUCACUUCCCUCAUACCAUCUUCAUGGUAGUCUACCCCUCAGCAGCAACUCAAGCCCCCCUACUCCAACUGGACAGGCUCUCCCCGGUCCCACAUCCAGCUCGUUCUUCAACACUAUAUCUCUUGCCGAUCUGGGUAAACGGGAUGGCAGCACAAGUUCCGACGGAAGAGGAGACACUGACAAGUACCUGAAAAAGCUGCACACACAGGAGAGAGCUGUAGAGGAAGUGAAACUGGCAAUUAAACCGUAUUAUCAGAGGAAAGAGAUCACCAAGGAAGAUUAUAAAGAUAUACUGCGAAAGGCUGUCCAUAAGAUCUGCCACAGCAAGAGUGGAGAAAUUAACCCCGUUAAAGUGAAUAAUUUGGUGAAAGCCUAUGUCCAGCGCUACAAGUAUUUCCGGAAACACGGCAAGAAAAUGGAGGAUGACGAGUGCAAUUACCGCAGUGGGAAAGAGUCAGGGUCUAUGGAGAAAGGAAUACCCCCUUUACCAUUAAUUUGAGCUGAAGUGGACUAUAUACCCAUUCACAUGAUUUGUCAAUUUGAAUUAAAAAAAAAUUGCUAGUGAAAAGAGAGGGGGGGGGGGGG
This is a messenger RNA of Pseudophryne corroboree (corroboree frog), 5164 nucleotides long. It is a transcript of the gene SCAF1, whose product is annotated as SR-related CTD associated factor 1. The coding region runs from base 285 to 5078 and encodes 1597 amino acids. Gene Ontology annotation, molecular function: RNA polymerase II C-terminal domain binding. The record is from RefSeq and is a predicted model, not a curated record. Lineage: Eukaryota; Metazoa; Chordata; Amphibia; Anura; Myobatrachidae. The transcript is spliced from 11 exons.